AUGAUUAUAAAUUCUACAUUAAUUGAUCGUAAUAAUGAUCUGUAUUAUUAUGCUGAUAAUUUUCCAUUACCAUAUGAGGAUGAAGAGUGGAAUAUUGAUUUAACAAAUCGUACAUAUUAUGAAGAUUAUAUUUUAAAUACUAAUCAAACAUAUAAUAUAACAAAUACUGAUGUUUUAUCAUUAUCAUCAAUAUUUUCAUUUUCAAGUCCAUUUUCUUAUAUACUUUUAAUAUUAAUGGUUUAUUCGACAUUAACAAUUAUUUUACUUUCAUUAAGUUUAUAUAAACAAAGACGAACUGAAAUUGAAAAUUUUUAUUUUGGAGAUACAGAGGAAGAAAUUCAACAAGCAAAACGUGCAUUAAUUUGUAAACAAAUCUUAAUUGAAAAAAUAAGUAAAGGUGAUAUGGAACCUUUAUUAGUUUCAGAUUCUGAUGGAACAGAUUCGGAAUCUAAAACAUCAACAUUUCCAUUGCAUAUUGUGUGA
Molecule: messenger RNA, 483 nt
Organism: Adineta steineri
Lineage: Eukaryota; Metazoa; Rotifera; Eurotatoria; Adinetida; Adinetidae
Source: the annotation of a GenBank genome assembly